Molecule: messenger RNA, 1445 nt
Organism: Daphnia magna
Lineage: Eukaryota; Metazoa; Arthropoda; Branchiopoda; Diplostraca; Daphniidae
Exons: 1
Coding region: 674-1201 (175 amino acids)
Source: RefSeq, a predicted model, not a curated record
UGAAAUGCAUUCUGAGAGCCAAGUCAGCUGUGUAUUGGCCGGGAUGCGAUGAUCAAGUCCGAAACAUGGUUGCUAGCUGCGUAACAUGCCAAACACACCGCCAUCGAAAUCCAUCGCCGCCUCUUCGUCCUGUGCCGCUGCCGUCACACGCAUUCCAGCAUGUGUCGGGAGACAUAUUCACCUUCGAAAGUGUCAACUAUCUUCUCAUCGUUGAUGCGUACAGCAAAUGGCCGUCUUGUGUGCCUCUCCGUUCGCUGACAUCCUCCCCCAUCAUCGCGGAGGUUGAGCGUGUGUUCUGUGAUUUCGGUAUCCCAGAAGUGUUCAUGUCAGAUAACGGUUCUCAAUUUGACUGUGCGGAGUUUCGCGCUUUCUGUGAUAGGCGCAACAUCCGUGCAGUGUCAUCCAGCCCCACUUACGCUCAAUCCAAUGGUCUCGUGGAGCGUCAUAUCCAGACUGUAAAGCGUACCAUCCUCAAAAUGUUGAAUCCGGUAAAACGCUUUGGGAAGCUUUAGCAGCCAUUAGGUCUACUCCAGUAUCGAAUGAUCUUCCGUCACCAUCACUUCUCUUGCAAGGUCGUCAUCUGAGAGGAAAUCUUCCGUUUUUGCCAGACCGACUUACUCCGCAGCAUGUCCCAGCGACUUUCGUUCAAGCUCAGCUACAACGGCGACAGGCGAUGGCCUGUUUUCAACAUGAAGGCCGCCUUGAUGUCCGUGGCUCAGCCCUCAAAGUCGGGCAGAGCGUCCGGGUACUCAUCAGUGGUUUGUGGCUACCUGGAACUAUCGAAUCCGUCUGUACAGCGCCGGACUCUUAUGUUGUUCGUUUGGCUGAAGGUCGUGUUUUUCGUCGCAUAUGCCGUGAUAUAAACAUCGACAAUUCGUCCAGCGUAUCAAGCACAGCCCGUACAGUGGCCGCCGGUCCCAUCCUUCCAAAGUUACUGUGGCAACCGACUCUCAAUCGUCCGGUCCGCCCGAAGGUUCCUCUCAUCAUUCCGUCAACACCACUAAUAACAGGACCUCCCCAUCCAAAUCCUACAACAGUGCCGAUUCGUCGUGGUCGGCCGUCCAAAACUACACCACCUACGCCUUCCCAGCAACAGGUGAUUCCUCCGGAAGCGGUGGUUAAUCAGCCAGGAUCUACUCGUUCCGCAGUGGUGAAUCAGCCAGGAUCUACCCGUUCCGGUCGUCAAUACUUAAAGUCAUAAAUUUGAAUUUUUUUUUUUAUUUUUUGUUUUUUUUUUCUUAUUUUUUUAUUUUUUUUAUUUUAUAAGUUAAUGUAUGUGAUGGCUUGUGUGUUCUGUUGUGUUGGGUCAGUCACCUCAAUUGUGUCACAUUCUCGUCACUAUCAUGUGCGUUGUUUAGUGUAUGCAAGGCUGCUGGUGUUAACUUUUGUUUUGUUGUAGUUGUGUAAUUGUCCUUGCAAUAAGUGUAUUAACUUGUCAACUAAGA